This is a messenger RNA of Pipistrellus kuhlii (Kuhl's pipistrelle), 2768 nucleotides long. RefSeq names its product caveolin 2 (gene CAV2). The record is from RefSeq and is a predicted model, not a curated record. The transcript has 3 exons. NCBI's taxonomy places the organism in Eukaryota, Metazoa, Chordata, Mammalia, Chiroptera, Vespertilionidae. Gene Ontology annotation, biological process: positive regulation of MAPK cascade; caveola assembly; insulin receptor signaling pathway. Gene Ontology annotation, cellular component: Golgi apparatus; caveola; perinuclear region of cytoplasm. Gene Ontology annotation, molecular function: molecular adaptor activity; protein kinase binding. Bases 70 to 558 code for a protein of 162 amino acids.
GGGGUGGGCGGAGCGGUCGAGCAGGGGCGGCCGGGCCGGAGCCUCGCAGCCGGUGCAGCCGCCGCCGCGAUGGGGCUGGAGACGGAGAAGGCGGACGUGCAGCUCUUCAUGGACGAGGACGCCUACAGCCAGCACAGCGGCCUGGACUACGGCCCCCCCGACAAGUACGCGGACUCGAACCCGGACCGGGACCCCCUCCAGCUCAACUCGCAUCUCAAGGUGGACUUCCAGGACGUGAUCGCGGAGCCCGAGGCCACGCACUCCUUCGACAAGGUGUGGAUCUGCAGCCAUGCCCUCUUCGAGAUCAGCAAGUACGUGCUCUACAAGUUCCUGACCGUGUUCCUGGCCGUGCCCCUGGCCUUCGCCGCGGGCAUCCUCUUCGCCACCCUCAGCUGCCUGCACAUCUGGAUUAUCAUGCCUUUUAUAAAGACCUGCCUGAUGAUCCAGCCCUCAGUGCAGACCAUCUGGAAGAGUGUGACAGACACGGUCAUCGCCCCGCUGUGUCUGAGCACCGGACGCAUCUUCUCGUCGGUCAGCGUGCAGCUGAGCCACGACUGAACGCGUGCUCCCAGGGCUGCAGAGGUGGCGACUGCCCUAUUCCUUGGUUGUUACAGCAUAAAGCGACUACUGUUCUGUUCGUUUCCCAAUUUGUGCUCAUUAAGAAAACUGUUGAGAUGGACAGCCACAUUUAGAAAUGUUCAUUGGCAAGUGUUUUCCAAGUAAUGCUUUUAUAAUUAAUAACCACGGGUUUCAUAUUAACUUUAUAACCAGAAUUAUACAAUAGGUUGACAACACUAUCUUUAAAGGCAAACACUUUUUGCUUUAGUACCAAAGUAUAUCUUUUGUCAUGAUGAAUUUAUAAUGAUCAAGAUACAUUUCUCUCAAAUACUACAGUGGUUUUUUUUUUGCACAACUGCCAUAAAAAUAUGAGAUUUCUUCUUCUUUUUUUUUUUUUUUUUUUUACUCUGGAAGUAAUACUGUUAAAUUAUCUUUGCAGAAAAAGUCAUAGGGAUUCUUAGCAAUAAUAUAUACAAAGAUCCUAGAAAUUGCAGAAAUGAAAGCAUACCAUAGUGAUAGGGGCUAUCAAAUAUGAUAAAUGUGAAAAUUGAUUUAUGCAAAUGUGUUCCUUUAAAUAAAGUAUUGUUAAUCUAUAAUCCUAUUUAACAAGAAAUUUCAUUUUACUGUAUAUUUUGUACUUAAUGUAAAUGUUGCUCUAAUCAGAUUGCUUUAAAGCACUUUUAUUAUAUUUGUAUUGUUGAGCUAAUAUAUAGAAUGAGUAACUGUAACUCCCACAGGAAUUUUUACUUCUGAGAAUGCACUGUCUUGAUUAUGUAAGCAUUUAUAUCUUAUUUGGGGAAAGAAUGUAAAAGACCAAUGUACUGGCUUUUCUUUCUAACUUUACAAGCAAAACCCUGAAAUGUUUUAUAAGUAAUGUUUAUCUUAAAAUAAUCUGUAUCCAGUUCUUACUUUGUUUAGGCUAACUUUCUUUCUUAUAGUUAGAAAUUAAAUCAUUAUGCUGCAUUCCUAUUAAUGUUUCACUUUAUCUUCAAAUAAUAUUGGUGCUAUUUAAUAACAUUUUACAAUAAAGCCUAUUUCCUAGACUUAAGAUUCAUGUAGAGAGACUUCCAAGAAAGUUGUCAAUUUGUUGGGUCCAUGCUACUGAGCUUUUAUUUAUAAAUGAAACACUAACAGCUAUAAACGUUCAAUAUGUUGUCUAACAUGGGUUUUGUUACACAGUAUAGAAUUAUUCUUAUCAUUGUGAACUGUAAAAUCCUAUUUUAAAGUUAUGCAUUGCUUUUAUUUUAGAAAUCUCAUUAUUCCAAAAUGAUAACUUACAUAAAAGUUGUCUAUGAUGUGAGUAGUUACUACAAUUUACACAUCUUAAAAGUGUGAAAUGCUCAAAUUUCAGGUUUACUAUAAGAACCUGAAUUAACAUUCCUUUAAUAUCUUCAUAGAUGACAAAUCUUUAUUCAAAUAGUACUCUUAUUUUUCCAAAUUACCAAGACUGGUGAAAUAAAGGAUGAUUUGUUGCAAUAUUAUUUGAGACCAAAGCAAAUUAAUGAUUAAAUUAUGAGACUUGUAUUUUUCUGAAAGUAACCUCAAAAGAGGCUUGAAAACCUGUCUUAGGCCAUGAUAGCAUCCUUAGGAAAGAUGCUCAAUGAAAGCAUUUCCACUCAUUUGGCAAGUUUUAAAAUCAAAAUAUAUAUAUACAAAGUCACAUAACAACCAAGUAACUUUUUUAAAUGAUAAAUAUGAGCUCCUUAUUUCUUAAUAGCGUUGGAUACUUUCAAAGUGAAUUUUUAUUGAGAUUUGCCAUUAACUAUUUGAAAAACUGAACUUUUGUAUCAAGGUGAUCCAGGUCAUGUGUGUAAACAUGUUUGUCUUUUAGCUGGGUGUCUAUGAGAGGUGGAUGAUUUGGAGACUUUCUCAAUAUCCAUAAUAAACUUUCUAAAAACCCAUCUAUACAUUCAUUGUUUUUCUUACAUUAAAUAUAGAAUUGAUCAAUAAAUAUUCUUUUAAAACUAAUUACCUUCUUAAAAACUCAUAAUACAUUUAAAAACAUGAAUUAUUGCUUAUUUGGGAAUGUAUUGGUGAAAAAUUAUGAGAUUGGUAAUUUAAUUCUUUCAUUUUUCCAGCAUUUAAGAGAUCUCCUAUUAAUUUUUCUAUUAUUGGAUGAAAAGUAUGGAAUAGCUUGCUCAUAAACCCAUUAUAUUUCAUCUUCAUGAAAUGAAGUCUCUUCCUAAUCCUGAAUAAAUUGAUAUUCUGUU